CACCCAGCACAAUGUCGUCGACCGGGCUGGUGGAAAAAUCGUUCGUCAACUGUGAUGAGCUGUUCUAUCUGAAGUGGAACAACUUCCAGAAGAAUGUCAGCACCCAGUUUGAAAAGUUGCGUGAAGAUGACGAUCUGGUAGACAUAACGUUUGCCUGCGAGGGCCGAAUGCUUACGGCGCACAAGCUGGUACUGUUUGCCUGCAGCCCAUACUUUAAGGAGCUGCUAAAGAAAAAUCCUUCCCCGCAUCCGGUGUUUUUCAUGAACGAUGUAAAGUACGAAGUACUGAAAGCCAUCCUACAGUACAUGUACCUCGGCGAGGUACACAUUACCAACGAGAAUCUGAAGGAGUUUAUCAAAACCGCCGAAGGAUUGCAGAUCCGUGGACUGAGUAAAGAAACCAAUGGUGAUUUGAUUAUACCGACCCAUCAGGAUGUGUUGCGCCGUGACGAGAAAAAUGAACAGAUGCUAGACGAAUUCUGUCGGAAGCGUUCCGGCAUCGAGGAACUACAAUCGUCCACCGUGCUAAACAUAAAACGCGUCAAAACGACUGCUGACGGUGCGAUGACGUCCGGUGGUGGUCAGGAUGGAAAUGUGGACGUAGAACCGAAAGUGGAAAUGGUGGAGUAUUUGGAAAAUGAGGCAGCCACACAUCAAUCACCAACGUACUGCAGUAUGGAAACGUAUGCCGAUAAAAACAAUCCUCGCACCACCAUGAGCCAUCUCGGUGCAAUCAACAAUGCUGGUUUCACCCAAACCGGUACAGCGACCGUUUCCGGUGCGGGCACUAAUCAACCCGGUGGUUCCGGCGGCCACAGCCAUAAUGUACACGAGUACAAAUCGGAAGACGACAGCAGUUGGAUGGAAAAAUCGCUCGACAACAUUUCCGUCAACUCGGAGCAAAGCAUGAAGUACAACAGUGGCGGUGGCAGUGGUAGUGGUAGCGGCGGUAGCAGUGGCAACAGUGACAAAAACAAGGGACGCAGCAGUCGAAACAGCAACCGUUCCACCGACGAUAAAGCGAACUGUCUUACGCCACGCUGCUGUCCUGUCUGUUCGCGGCUCUACUCGAACGUGUCCAAUCUGCGGCAACAUAUGCGAUUGAUACACAAUCCAACGGCCGUCUGUUGUCCCAUCUGCCAGAAACACUUUAACUCCGAGCUCUACCUAAAGCGGCAUUACUCUUCGAUACAUUCGAUUAAUCCUAGCAGCACCGGUGACGGUGAGCUGGUCGACACGAAACCUCCAACAUCGCAGUUACAGCAGCAGCAACAACAGCAACAACAACCACCGCCACAGCAGCAAGCUCCACAACCAACGCAACAGCAACAGGCCCAACAGCAGCAGCAACAACAGCAACAGCAGCAACCUCAACAACAACAACCACCUGCACCGACUGCAAACACGUGGAAUCCCUACCACCAUCACGAUGCUUCACAGCUGGUGAAUCCUUUCAUCAAGUAAUUGUACUGACGUU
Anopheles maculipalpis is the source of this 1476-nucleotide messenger RNA. Its product is annotated as broad-complex core protein isoforms 1/2/3/4/5-like. Gene Ontology annotation, biological process: regulation of transcription by RNA polymerase II. The transcript is spliced from 5 exons. The coding region runs from base 12 to 1463 and encodes 483 amino acids. Lineage: Eukaryota; Metazoa; Arthropoda; Insecta; Diptera; Culicidae. Gene Ontology annotation, molecular function: protein binding. Gene Ontology annotation, cellular component: nucleus. The record is from RefSeq and is a predicted model, not a curated record.